ACGGUUGGUUUGUGUUAGACGUCGAUGUCGUGUAGCUCGCGUGAAAAAUUGGCGUUUCCUUGCCUCCAGCCAUUGAGGACUCUGCUUCUUGUCUAGACUAUCCUGUCUUGAAUUGCAAUCGCAUCGAAGAAACAGUUGGUAGAUUGGAUUUAAAUAGUGUUGAAGUGCAGACAGUUCUACCUUUUUCCUAGCCACCGACGAGGCGAGAAAAGUGAAGAUCUUCGUUUCGAUUAGGAUUUGAGUGUGUGUGCGGUCGAGAAAGUGCAUCCUCUUAAGGUUCUCUAGCUGAAGUUCACUUCCAUUCAGAAUGAAGUAAACUGUGAUACGCCUAUACGUAGUCAUUGUACACUCACACUAGUGCAGAAGUAUCCUUCUGAACUGACCGGAGGAAGCUGCUGUUUGCAGACCGGCUCUGUGUAUUGGUGCAAUGCUCCUGUUUUGUUGAUAGUGGGUGGUGUCUAAAGUGCAAAGAUGAAUAACAUCCAAUUUAAAGAAUUUCGUUUUGUGAUUAUCAGUUGAAUUCGAGUGAGGGCAAAAAGGAUUCUCGCGUUUGGAAGGUGUUGCGACCGACCAAACAGGUAUUCGUUUGUAGCACCGCGAGCACUCCGGAUUGUGCGGUCUCUGAACGACUGAGUGGUUUGAAGUGAAUAAAAGUUUGAAUGAAAAAGAUGAGAUCAGUCGCUGCUAGAUGAGUGGAGGCUUGCUCCGGCCAGCUUUCACAUGCAGUUAUGAAAGUUAUCGAUCAACCAGUGAAGAGUGGUGAUAAUUAAAACAAGCGGUUCAAGAAAAAAUAAAUAGUAAGGGAAGAGACACCAGCAGGUGGCACAGGAGACCAGCAUCAUGACAGAAAGAAAGUUUACUCGGGGGCUAAACAAGCCCGGAAUGGCCGCCCAGCUGAGGGAGAACAUCUCGCAAGUUGUACGUGAAUCUGCUUCACUUAGCAAACCUGUUCUGGUAGAGCCGAUCGACUUUGAAGGAUUUAUGAUCAAAAACAAAACUCUUAUUCAAAAUGAUCCUCAGCGUGAACUGCUGCUGUACCCCAAUGACGACGUCAUGGAAGUAAUGCUUACGAAAAAAUUUCGCACAAUCACCAACAACAUUCCGAGCUUUUCCAAAACAGCAAUUACUAACGGCAGCACACCUCCAGUUACUGGUUCACCAGCGGCCGAAAACAACAGCAAACCUUCUUCGCCGACCUUGAAUCCACAAGGCCAUUUGUUGACCCGCCAAGCACUGCAUACGUACGAAACGGCCAAUCAUUUGAUCCACUACAAGUACAGUGCUUACGGAGGAACAUAUUUCGAACUGCCCAGAAUAUCACCGUCUGAUGAACUAAAGGAAGAAUUAUACGAAAUCGAUACUGAUCACGAUAGAUUAGAUGAGCAGAUGACCCGCUCUCAGGCGGAUUCUAUCACGAAGCAGGGUUAUCUGUUGAAAGGUCCAGAAACAAAUUCAGACCGUAUGUUUGCCCACAUAGGCUCUAAAUCGUUCAAACGACGCUACUGCUAUCUUCGCCAGGAGAUCGACGGAACCUACAUUCUAGAGUUACACAAAGAUGAGAAACAGAUUGAAGCGAAGACUACCAUAGUAAUGGACUUCUGUACCGAGAUUGUAACGAAUCCGAAAAAGGGACGGUACUGUUUCGAGCUAAAAAUGAAUGCUGGCCAGCACAAGUCCUUUACGUUGGCCGCGGAUGAUGAGGCAGAUAUGGAAGACUGGGUUAAGAAGAUUUCCACGGUGAUACAACAAAACAAGCUACAAGAAGACAAGCGGGCAGCCUCACUGGAACGAGCGCCACCACCUAGUCCAAGUACCAUGAUGUAUGGAACCCUCAAAGGCCUAGAGCAGAGCAUGAACCCCCAAUUGAUGAAGUAUGGUCGCGAAACAGAUCUCUCUAUUGCACAGGCUAGAAAGGAUAAUCGGAGAAGACUUUUUGGAGCAAGCCAGCAAAUGUAUGCGGCGCAAUCAAAUGCGACAAAAACGGAUUCUACAGAGCCGUAUCGGGAGCAGUUCGGUCAACGAAUUAUACUGAAAUGUGACUCGCUUAAAUUCCGCCUGCAGGCUCCACUGGAUAGCACUUCUGGAGCUACAAAUGGGGCCGCUAACAGCGAAAGUGACGCGACUUUAUGUCAGCUCGAGCCCUACUUGACCAGUGUGGCCCUGUACGAUGCCAAGGCCAAUCGCAAGCUGAGUGAAAGUUUCUACUUCGACUUGAACAAAGAUCACGUGCGCGCAAUGCUGAAUGCCAACCGCGACUCCGAGAAACCGCAGUGCACCUCACCAAAGUCGGCCAGUAAAUCACACCAAAACGGUCACGGUACGCUGCGACAUUCGAAGACCCGCUGUGACACCAGUGACGACCUGCACCCAGAUGUAACAAGAGAAUGGUUAGCCCAAGCGAAGCAGGCAAUUUUCAGUGUCACCACACCACAUCCGGACAUUUUUGUGGUGGUGAAAAUCGAUAAAAUCCUCCAGGGAGCGGUCAAUCCUUCGACGGAACCCUACCUGAAGGCCACCAAAGACGUUAAGAUUCUAUCCAAACUGCAAAAAAAUGUACGUCAGUACGCGCAAAAAUGCGGUCACUAUCGAAUGCCCUUCGCUUGGGCGGCUCGACCGUUGUUUCGUCUGUAUAGUAACGAUUUAGAUACAUCGUUUGAUUUUCCCGCAAUCUAUCGGCAAGAAGGAGCACGGCUAAAGGACGACGAAUUGCUGAAACUAUUGGCGGAGUACAGAAAGCCGGAUAAAUUUAGUAAAUUAACUGUCAUUCCUGGAUCCUUGAAGAUUUUUAUUGAGACAUUGAAUGAGUUCCCACCAAAUUGUUUAACAACGAGCUUAGUCCCAUUGAAACCAUUCCCAUCACCACCGACCGUGGAACCCACGCUGGAAAUAACGGAAUUUGUUGGUACCUCGGAGCAACAUUUAUAUCCAUACGCCACCUAUGUCAACCAUUUGUAUGUGUAUCCUCUGCAACUUAAUUACGACAGUCAGAAGAUAUUCUCCAGGGCUCGGAACAUAGCAGUGCUGAUAGAGCUUCGAGAUAGUGAUACGGCAGAGGCAAAAUCGAUUGAAUGCAUUUACGGUCGUCCUGGUCAACCGACACUGAUCUCUCAAAUGUCGUGUCCAGUUAUCCAUCACAACACAAGUCCCACGUGGUAUGAGGAAAUCAAGCUACGUUUGCCACUGCGUAUUACGGCGCAACAUCAUCUGCUAUUCUCGUUCUUCCACGUAUCCUGCAAUAUUGCUAAAAAGAAGGAUCUGGUUUCUACCAGCGCCGAAACACCCGUUGGCUAUGCUUGGCUCCCACUGCUAACCAAAGGUAAAAUGAUUGUCGAAGAGCAAUGCUUAGCAGUGGCCGCAUCACUCCCCGUCGGUUAUCUUUCGAUUCAACCGCUCGGCCUUGGCAAGGGGCAGAACUCCGGUCCGGAUAUCCAGUGGAUCGACAAUCAGCGGCCGAUUUUUACUGUUAAUUUCCGGCUGGAUUCCACCGUACUCACUACGGAUCAGCACCUGCAUAACCUCUUCGUACACGCCGAACGUCUGCUGGAACAUAGCAAAACGACCCCACAGCCGGCUGAAUCGGAAACCUGCAAGAUACUGAAAGCCGCUCAUGCCAUUCACGUUAGCUCUCUAAUCAGUUUUCUGCCGACAAUUCUGAACCAGUUGUUUUCUUUGCUGGUUGCGACCAGCAGCGAAGAGAUCGGUCUGAACAUUAUCCGAUUGCUCGUCAAUUUGUUCCAUAUGGUAGCGGAAGAAGCGAAGCGCAAGGAGCUGUUAACUUCGUAUGUGAAAUAUGUGUUUCGGAUCGAGGGAUAUCCGGUGAACGGCUGUUCACCAAAAUCCCAACAGGUCAGCACUGUUCACGGCGAAUUGUGUCGGCAUCUGCCAACUUUGCUGCACCCUAAUAACACCGAUUUUCUAUUAGUGAACAAGUUCAUGAAAUUCUCCGGAAUUUUCUUUGACAUUAUCGUUAAAAGCAUGGGUCAUUUUCUGCUCACUACCGGUCGAAUCAAGAUGCAACGAAACGAGCGCUUCCCGAAAGAAUUUUCAACCAGGAUUGAGGCUCUCUUCCAAGUACUGUUGCCGUAUCUAAGCUCCCGCCAUAAAGAUCUUCCACUGGAGACAGAGCAGCUGAACCGUAGUAUGUCAGUAUUUGUGAAACGUUGCCUGACCUUCAUGGAUCGUGGCUUCGUUUUUCGACUCAUCCGGAUUUUUAUGGAUCGCUGGGGUCCGGGCGACUCCCGCAUUCUACAGGAAUACAAAUUUUCCUUCAUUCGAGAAGUUUGCUCCCACGAACAUUUCAUUCCUCUGAAUCUUCCGUUUCUACUCAGUCCGAACAAUCGUCCACCGGAUUUGUUGCAGCAGUUCUGUCUCUCGGAGGAUUUUUGCCGGCAGCAUUUUCUUGCCGGCCUGUUGCUACAAGAAGUGAAAGGAUCACUCAACGAGGUUAGCCAUAUUCGGAAGCUCGGUUUGACAAUAUUGAAGGAACUGUUGGCUAAACACGAUUUGGACGAUCGCUACCAGAACAAAGGACAACUGAGUCGAAUAGCUCUACUGUACGUACCCUGGUUAGGCAUUGUGCUGGAGAACAUCAAUCGUAUUCCUGACGGGAUGGAGAAGAAGAAACAUGAUUCCAUUGGAACCAACAGAAUGUCCUGCAGCAGUAGCUAUGUAUUCGCCAGAGAGUCUACCCCAGUGAGCACACCAGUGACGGUAAUAUCCCGUACCAGCACUCCCAAGUCGCGUAGCAAUCGAGUUACAAUGCAUCUAGAUUGUCCUAGUCCAAUUCGGUCAUCUCUACACCUGAAGGACACCAGCUUUCUGGCAGCAAUUGCCGGUCAAGUUUCGCUCGCCAACGGUCACUCGACAUCAUCGCUCAACUCUGAAUGCUCAACACUAUCCCAGGAUGGUACCGUAGUGAUACGUAACAACCACAAUGAUCAGAUCAACGGAUCAUCGCGACCUAGUCACGCGCGAUCAGUAAGCGUUACCCAACCCACCAUCAUCCAAAGAACCGAUAGGUUCUCGCCUAUGGAAACCAAAGAUAUGCUGAUAAGUUUUCUAUUCGUGGUGAAGCACCUUUCGCCGGAUCACAUGAUCGCCUGGUGGCACAACUGCACCGAAAGUGAAACAGUGCAAUUCUUCACCGUAUUGGAUCUUUGUUUGCUCUACUUCCGCUAUGUGGGUAAGAAAAACAUCCAGUUACUCGGUGAAAUCGGGAAGGACACAAAGACAUCCAAAACUGCAAAAGCCAGUACUCUGCCAGCCCGAAUGAUGCCACCGAGCAGUGAGUCUGCGAAUUCGUUCGAGUGCGGGACCUUGAAUCAUCCUCAGAACCGGGAGAAUCUAGUCGAAGAAACGAUGCGUUUGCAACGGGCGCUCUACGAGUCCAAUCUAGCGACGGAGAUAGGACUGUCGAUCCUGGACUGCAUGGGUUUGUACUCAAUUCAGUUCAGAAGUUCGAUGCUAGAAAGUUCUGUCCUGCCGAAGAUCGCUCGAGUGUAUCUGCGCUUCUUGCAGCUGGGACAAUCGGAAUCGCUUUCGAAGCAUGUGUUCGCAGCGCUACGCGCCUUCAUUAACAAUUUUUCGCAGGCGUUAUUCAAAGGGAAUGCUAUUUUGUGUGGUCAGCUGGUCUACGAGUUGCUCAAAUGUUGUGAUAGCCGACUGUCUAGCUUACGCCAAGAAGCUUGCGCGGUUCUGUACUUACUGAUGCGAAGCAACUUCGAGUUUAGUGGACGCAAAGGUCUAACCAGAGUUCAUCUGCAAGUAAUCAUCUCGGUAUCGCAGAUGAUCGGAAAUGUGAUUGGAUUGAAUAACGCUCGCUUCCAGGAGUCUUUAUCGAUCAUCAACAGCUAUGCCACCAGUGAUAAAGCGAUGAAAGGUACAGGUUUUCCAAUGGAAGUUAAAGAUCUGACCCGACGGGUUAGAACGGUGCUAAUGGCAACCGCCCAGAUGCAGGCUCACCACAUGGACCCAGAGCGCUUGUUGGAGCUCCAACACUCGCUUGCGAACUCCUAUGCGUCUACGCCGGAACUCCGGCAUACCUGGCUGGUAACAAUGGCCCGCAAUCACGAACAAAAUGGCAACAUUUCCGAAGCGGCGUGUUGCUACCUGCACAUAGCGGCACUGAUCUCUGAGUAUCUCAAACUGAAAGGCAGCUGUGCAGUAGCCUACGGAGCGGAAUCUUUCGCCAAGAUCUCACGUAACAUUCCACGCGACGAGAAAGGCCUGAAACUGGACAGUGGUGCACAGGAUUCACAGUAUACAGAGCAACUGCUGCUGGAUCAGUUGAAAGAGUGUGCCGAAUAUUUGGAUCGAGCUGAACGGCAUGAGUGCUUGGGAGAGCUUUAUCGGUUGAUUGUGCCCAUUCUGGAGAGUCGCAGGGACUACCCUGGGUUGGCGCAUUGCUACGAACAUCUGAUGCAAUCGUAUAAUCGGGUGAUCGAGUUCAAUAAAACGGGCAAGCGUUUGUUGGGCAGAUUCUAUCGCGUUAUUUACUAUGGACAGGUGUACUUUGAAGAAGAAAAUGGCGUCGAGUAUGUUUACAAAGAGCCUAAGGUAACUUCGCUGAGCGAGAUAUCCGAACGUUUACACAAACAGUACCGAGACAAAUUUGGGGCAGAUAACGUGAAGAUGAUUAUGGACUCAUCACCGGUUGACGUAACGUCAUUGGAUCCAAAGCUGGCGUACAUUCAAGUGACCCAUGUGACACCAUAUUUUUGCAAGGACGAGCUGGAAAUCCGGCAAACUGAAUUUGAACAAAAUCAUGACGUGGAUACAUUUAUGUACGAGACACCGUUUACUCCAAAUGGUGGUGCAAGAGGCUCCGUGGAGGAUCAAUGGAAGAGAAGAAACAUACUGACGACUCAACACAGCUUCCCUUAUGUGCUGAAGCGUAUUCCGGUCAAAGAGCGUCAAUCGGUAGAGCUUAGCCCUAUCGAAGUAUCCAUCGAUGAAAUGCAGGCCAAGGUGGCAGAACUGGAAGAGGUAGUUCUGGGGCCCAUAGAUCUGAAGAAAUUACAGCUGCGACUGCAAGGCAGUGUUGCAGUCACCGUCAAUGCUGGUCCGUUGGCAUACGCGUCCGCUUUUCUGGACCCAAAAUGGAGUGGAAAAUAUCCGGUGGACAAGGUGGAAGAGCUAAAGGAUAUUUUUCGUGAAUUUAUCCGCAUUUGCUACACGGCGUUGCAGAUCAACGCCAACGUCAUCUCGACUGAUCAGCGCGAAUAUCACAAUGCGCUCAAGGAGAACUACGAAAACCUGUGUUCAGCACUCAGCGAUCUGCUGGGAGAGUUCGUCUAUCCCCUAGACGAUAGUAAUAACAACGCUCACCGUCAUAGUCUUGCCUUGUUCAGUGCCAUAAGUGGGGCACCGAAUAAUUCCAGCACUGCUUAGAUAGGAUUUUAGCCAAUCAUCUCGGAUCAAGCACGGCAUCCGUGAUAAAGGGUAUAAACAUUGGGAUGUUGCUUCGUUUCGGGAUUGUUUCGCAUGGGAUUGUAGUGUGAUAGUUAUAUCGGGCAACUUUCAUAAAAAUGUGGUGAGAAUGGGGUAAAGAAAAUUUAAAAACAAAAUUAUCACUGAGGUAUGCGACGUCUCCAUCCCUCGGAAUAAAAAUGUAGAAAUAUCUGUGCCUAACGCGGAUUGUCAGAGGUUGGUGUGAGGAUAUGUUUUGGCUAUGUAAUUGACAUAAAAUUUAUAAUUUUCACUCUUUUCAACACUCGCACUGCAAAAGUACUUUUACAAUCUUUGCCAUACACAACUGUACGAUCCAACAAAAAGACACCAUCUGCCAACACUCGCACUACAAGGGUUCUUUUAUACCAUAUGCCGAAUACAAUUUUAUAAGCCUUUUUUGUCGCUUGCUUCGAAUAACUAAACACAAAACAUUCCUACAAUGUUUUAUUGAACUUAGACCAGUUUGACAAUUUAUUCACCUAUUCAAACAGAAGAAAUCUAAUCAAAAACUGUCAGAAUGUUUAAAAAAAAUUCACACCCUCCUUUGCUCACAAUGCACUCUGAAAAAUAUCAACAGCAAAUUCACACACUUAUGCCAAACAAUCUCACAGCAAACGAAGCUAAGCUGCCCACAAAAAGAAAACGUAAAAAUAACGCACAACAAUAUAUAGGUAUUGAAUGGUUUUAAACGGCAAUAGUAAAGCACAACUGAGGCACCAGAACGAUUCGCGAUUUUAUAGGCGUUAUUAGAUAAGAAAUUUCCCCCACCCAAAAUCAAGUACAUUUACUUACCAAUACUUCCUCCACACAUGGUGUAACUCGUGAUUUAUACAAACUAUAAGAACUCUAGGUGUAUUAAUCCAUUUGAUCGACGUAGUGAAAAGAAACACAGAAAACCAACAUUGUUUGACAUUCUUCGGUUACGCUUCUGACGUUCGUAAUUCUCAGAGCAAUUCUAGCAGCUCCGCUAUUAGAAUGCACCCUUAUUCGGUAUUUAUUGUACAGUGACUACUAGAUGACAAGAUCAUACGUAAAAUUAUUAUACCAGACAAAACAGAACAUAACAAAAUACCGCAUUGUUUAGAUGUUAAAUUGUGUAGAAACAAAAGUUAUUUUAUAUCGAACAAAAGUAAGAAAAAGAAAACCGCAAAAAAAACUCAUCAAAAGAAUUUCGGCGAACGUUUGGCCUGUUUGCGGUCAAAUGCUGCCGGUAAAAUUCAAAUUGGAACUUACCUCGCAUAACUCUUAGUUUCAGUUUAUCAAUCCCUUUUAGAAGCGGGUUGAACGCGUGAGUUCCGCAACGCCCUCCCAGAAACGACGACCGAUCGCGUCAUUUUCUUCUGAAAGCUAGCAUUUUCUUCUAUUUGUGUUAUUAUGUGCUUUUAUUAUCGAAACUCCUGGAACCCAACGGGUGAACGAUCUAUUGUUUGUCCACGAAAAGUAAAACAAAUAAAUUAUAAUAAUAAUAAUGAAAAACUGAUAAUUAUGAGUCAAUAGAAAAUGUAGCUACAAAAUUUAAACGAACUAGCAAGACUGCAGAAUGAAAACCACAGAAACUCAAAUUACGAACAAUAUCAAUUAUUAGCAUGUUUCUUGAUCAAUGUGCACUGUCGUUUCAAUAACCUAAGAUGAAUAGAUGAAAUCUCACUCGAAUAGAAAAAAGAAAACUAUAUCCUUAUCUCAAAUGAAUAUUCUCACAGUUUUGACUCAUUUUAGUGCAUGUUUCAGUUUUCUUACUAGUCAGCAAAUAAGUAAUUACUCGAACUUGUGUAAAUUUUUAUCCUCUUCGAAUCGCUAUGUACAAAAAAAAAGAAACCUCUUUUGCGUGAUUGUUGCGUAUUAUGAAUACAUUUCAAUUUACUCCAAUAAAUAUUCGAUUUUACUUUUUACACACUUGAUUUAAGCGAACAGAACCUCCUCUAUUAUAUAGUUAUCGUAAAAUACAAGUUGUUGUAUACAUUGAAACUGUUCAGGUUUACAUAAGAUUUAAAAUUAUAUCAUAAGUAUGCAGUGUAUACAAAAUUGUUAUUAAGUGUGUUUAUAACCCUGUUAAUUGUAUUAAGUUGUAUAGACUUUCUCGCUUUCUUAAAUUAUAGCAAUCACGCCAAGGUAAUGAACUUGUGUUCAAUACUAUCACUGUGCUCCAGUUGAAUUCUUUCUUUUUCACGCUUUAGUCUAACUGAAGUAGCAUACUAAGGACAUCAACAACAACAACAAUAGUAACACAUAGAAAAUGGUAUACUCGUCAGGAAUCAUUUUCAAUAAUACGAAUCUCAUGGCUGCAGCGGUACCCUCAAUUAUACACAUUCUAUUGAAACAAAGUUAUUCUAGGAACCAAUUUAGAAACAUAUACAUCAACUCUAAUAAAAUCAAAUAAUAAAUAAUCACCGUGAAUUUCCACGUGCAUUGCAUAAAUAUGGAGUCGGAAAAUCGUCCUGACGGUUGAUGGAUCGAUCCUAUUGUUUCACGCAUAACAAAAUAUUCAGCAUACUGUGUUAAUCAGGAAAAAAUCACGAAGAAACUGGCACCGAAGCGUAUAAGAAUCAUUAAAUGAAUAUUCAAACUA
Wyeomyia smithii (pitcher-plant mosquito) is the source of this 10015-nucleotide messenger RNA. It is a transcript of the gene Ziz, whose product is annotated as dedicator of cytokinesis protein 9. Gene Ontology annotation, molecular function: guanyl-nucleotide exchange factor activity. The transcript is spliced from 12 exons. The coding region runs from base 841 to 7389 and encodes 2182 amino acids. The record is from RefSeq and is a predicted model, not a curated record. Gene Ontology annotation, biological process: positive regulation of GTPase activity; small GTPase-mediated signal transduction. NCBI's taxonomy places the organism in Eukaryota, Metazoa, Arthropoda, Insecta, Diptera, Culicidae.